AUGGCUUCUAAACCAGGGAUUCUUACUGAAUGGCCAUGGACAUGGCUUGGGAACUUCAAGUACCUUGUGCUGGCUCCCGGGAUAAUACACUCCACAUACUCGUUCUUGGUGAAGGAUGAUAAAGCAAGAUACUUAGCGCCCUUCCUCGUAUUACCUAUGCUGCUAUCAAGAAUGGUGCACAACCAAAUUUGGAUCUCGUUUUCUCGUUAUCGUACGGCCAAAGGGAAUAAUAGGAUAGUCGACAAGACAAUCGAGUUCGAGCAAGUCGAUAGAGAAAGAAAUUGGGAUGAUCAAAUCAUACUUAACGGGAUCUUGAUGUACUUGGGGAUCGCUUACAUCGAGUCGGCUCGAUACAUUCCAUUGUGGAAUACGGAUGGAGUGGUCUGGACAAUUUUAUUACACGCGGGCCCCGUCGAGUUCCUUUACUACUGGCUGCACAGGGCUUUGCACCACCACUUCCUCUACUCCCGCUACCAUUCGCACCACCACUCGUCCAUCGUCACAGAGCCCAUUACAUCUGUAAUUCAUCCGUUUGCCGAGCAUAUUGCUUACUUCCUGCUCUUUGCUAUACCGAUGCUCACGACCUUGUACAUGAAGAAUGCUUCCAUUACUGCAAUGGCUGGUUAUCUGACUUACAUUGACUUCAUGAACAACAUGGGCCACUGCAACUUUGAGCACAUCCCCAAAUGGCUCUUUUCAGCAUUUCCUCCCCUUAAGUACAUCAUGUACACACCUUCGUACCACUCACUGCAUCACACCCAGUUUCGGACAAAUUACUCACUUUUCAUGCCAUUCUAUGAUUACGUGUAUGGCACAAUGGACAAAACUACGGAGUCGCUAUAUGAAACCUCGCUUGUUAGAAAGGAAGAAGAACCUGAUGUGGUGCAUCUGACUCACCUCACAACUCCAGAAUCCAUAUACCAUCUUCGUCUCGGAUUCGCGUACUUGGCUUCCCAGCCUCACAAAUCCAAGUGGUACUUGUGGUUGAUGUGGCCUGUAACUGUUUGGUCAAUGUUGAUCACUUGGAUUUACGGUCGCACUUUUACUGUGGAGAGAAAUGUCUUCAAACAAUUAAAAUUGCAGACAUGGGCCAUUCCCAAAUACAGCGUGCAGUACUACAUGCAGUGGCAGAGAGAAUCAAUAAAUACAAUGAUCGAGGACAGCAUAUUAGAAGCCGAGAGCAAGGGAGCUAAAGUGUUGAGCUUGGGAUUAUUGAAUCAGGAAGAGGGCCUUAAUAAGAACGGUGAGCUUUUCUUGAGAAGGAACCCUAAGCUAAAAGUGAAGCUGGUGGACGGAAGCAGUUUAGCCGUAGCUAUCGUGCUCAAUAGCAUCCCGAAAGGAACAACUCAGGUCGUCCUUCGAGGGAACCUGUCAAAGGUUGCUUAUUCCAUUGCCCUUGCCCUAUGCCAAGGAGGUAUCCAGGUGCACGCAAUGUGUGAGGAUGAGUACAAUAAACUUAAAGCAAAGCUAAGUGAGGAAGCCGGAGAAAAAUUGGUACUCUCCAAAAACAGUUCUCCUCAGACAUGGCUAGUGGGAGAUGGACUGAGUGAUGAAGAACAGCUAAAAGCACCAAAAGGAACUGUCUUUAUCCCGUUCUCACCAUUUCCUCCAAAGAAGAUGCGCAAGAACUGCCACUACAACAGCACACCAGCUAUGUUGGCUCCCAAGCACCUGGAGAAUGUCGACUCUUGCGAGAAUUGGUUACCAAGAAGAGUGAUGAGCGCGUGGCGCAUAGCUGGAAUACUGCACGGCAUGGAAGGAUGGGACGUGCAUGAGUGUGGAAAUAUGAUGUUCGACAUUGGAAAAAUUUGGCUAUCCAGCAUUAAGCAUGGGUUCCGUCCUCUCACAAACGUCACGGACUCAAAGUUAAAUUAG
Molecule: messenger RNA, 1875 nt
Organism: Striga hermonthica
Lineage: Eukaryota; Viridiplantae; Streptophyta; Magnoliopsida; Lamiales; Orobanchaceae
Source: the annotation of a GenBank genome assembly